Messenger RNA from Pogona vitticeps (central bearded dragon), 5313 nucleotides. The record is from RefSeq and is a predicted model, not a curated record. NCBI's taxonomy places the organism in Eukaryota, Metazoa, Chordata, Lepidosauria, Squamata, Agamidae.
AUGAGGGGAAUCGUACUAGCCCUCCUGCUCACCCUUGCGGGGAGCCAGAAGUUUCCAAACAGAGACCAGAAGACCCAGAACAAAGGCCUGCCACCAGGAAUCGGAACCGAGACUCUUGUACCCAGACCAGUUUUUGAAGAUGGACGAGCCUACCUCUUCGACUAUGAAGGUGCUAUCCAGAGUACAGUGCAUGGAGACGAUCUAGGGGAAUCGACGAUGAAGAUACAUGCUAAAAUAGCCAUCUAUGGACAGAGUCGGGAGCACGUCCUCCGAAUUAAGUCUAUUGAAUUGGAAGAAGCUGUUGGAUUCCACUCAAGACAGGAAUUCCAUGCACCUCCCAAGCAGCCUGAAGAACUGACCAUGUGUACCCAGUAUUCCUACUACUUUGAAUAUGAUGGAAAAAUUAAGGCGAUCCAUGUAUCAAACGGAAUACCUGUGCUCUGUGUUAACCUGGUCAGAGGUGUCCUCAAUAUGAUGCAUGUAACACUGGAAAAGCAGAUAACAUAUGAAGUUCAAGAGACGGGACUUCACGGUGAUUGCCCAGCCCGGUACGUCAUCCAAGAGGACAAGGAUAGAAAUGUUAUUGUUGCCAAGGCCACGAACUUGAACAACUGCAAUAAAAAAAUUGUACGGAACCUUGGAAUGUCCUACAUCAAUGUUCUGCCUAACUGCACACUGAGCGAGAGAAUGGUUCAAGGGACUACUUCAUAUGUCAUGACGUUGAAGCGUCUUCCUGGUAGAACUGCCCAGAUCACUGAAGUUGAGGCUCAGCAAGUGUUCCAGGUUUCUCCAAUCAGUGAGGCUGAUGGUGCUGGAGUAAUGCGAGCUUGGCAAAGACUUUCCUUGAUUGAUGAGCCAACUCAAGAAGUCCCAGAUGUGGAACAGAAAGGGAAAGGGGAGCAGCGCAGGACUGUAGACAUUUAUUAUGAGUUCCCUGAAGAUCUUCCUCAGAUGAUUAUCAAUGUUGGAGAGCCUGAGAAUCGGGUUGAAGAAAUAUUGGAAGAGUUAGACCGCUUAUCAGACAUCCCUGUAGAGGCUCUCCCCAAGUACACCGAGCUGAUCCAGCAACUCCGUCGUUUGAAUCUUAAGAGUCUGCAAAAGUUGUUCAAAAAUUUUGAGGAGAGACCAAAAGCCAGACAAGCCCUGCUGCUUGGAAUCAUAUAUGCAGGCAAUUCCAAUACACUGAAGUUCAUCAGAGAUAAAGUGGUCAAAGAAGAACUGCCAACUAAUGAAUUAUAUUGGGUUGUUCCCAUCACCCUCCACUUCGCCAACCCAGACAUUUCUAAAGUGGAAGAGACAGCUAGAAUGGCUGCAGAAAUAGUUGAGAAAUUCAGUACUUCCAGAUCAUUUUGGCUUCAGAAGCUGAUCUUUUUGGCACACGGUUCCCUCACCUACAAGCAAUGUUCUCAGGUUCGGUCAUGCCCCAAUAAAUUCUUAGAGCCUAUUCACAACUAUCUAAAUGAGGCAAUCAGGGAAGGCAAUGAGAACAGAAUGAUCUUGGGCAUGAAGACUAUUGGCAAUACAGCUCUGGCAGACAGCUUGAAGAUAAUAAAGCCUCUGACUGAGAGUGGUAAAUAUUCACUAUAUGUCCAGGCUGUUGCCGUUCAGACCCUGAUGCGCAUUGGCAAACAGAACCCUGAACUGGUGCAAAGGGUUCUCCUUCCGAUUUAUAUGAAUGAUUCACGUUCUGUCAUAAUCCGAAAGCUGGCUUGCAUGGGACUCUUGGAAAACAACCCUCAGCCCGCGUUGGUGACUGUUAUGGCUACAGCAGCACUGAAUGACAGCAAUAUGGACUUUGUUAGCUUUGUCUACUGUCAAAUGAAGGCUUGGUCAAAUGUCAGGAUCCCAGCAUACCUCCGCCUGGCCCGUGCUUGCAGACUUGCCCUUAAACUCAUGGACUCUGUAUUUGACCGAGUGAAAUAUCAGUAUAGCAAGGUGGUUUAUCUCAGCAUUUUCAACAGUUUACACAGAAUUGGUUUUCUUGGGAAAUGGUUUUUGAUUGAUGAUCCCAGGUCAAUGUUCCUCUCAAAUAUUGUACUUAAGACAGAAGCGUUCUUCUCGGGUACAAUGAUUCAGCCAUUUGAGUUUGCUUUGCAUGCUGAGGGCAUCAAGGAAUGGCUCUGGCAACAAAACUUCCCAUUCGACAAAUACUCUACCCAUCAGAAGAUAAAAGACACUGAAGCAAAGUUCCCAGACUUCAAACAUGUACCUCUCCAAAAGCCUUUGUUGUCUGCCUCUCUCAGAGUGCUUGGCCAAGAACAGAUCUUUUUUACCCCUGAUGAACUCAUGCACAUUAUGAAGCUUGGUGGAGGAAAACUGUAUUCGGCUGAAGCAUGGCAGAUGGUCUAUUUAUUAACCAAAAUUCUUGAUGUACAAACGACUCAGAUAUUGAAUUUAGAGGUUCGUCAAAUACAACCCUGUUCUCUUGGUUUGCCAGUUGAAGUAAGCGCCAAUGGAAUUGUCAUGGUACAAGCUGCAGUAAAGGUAAAAACAGUGGAUAGUCUUGGAGAGCGUUUGGAAACUCGACUUGACAGCAAGAUCAUCCUCCAAGGCCGGGGAAAGUUUUUCUGGGGUGUUAACACAGGUUUCUCACAGCACAUUGUGGAAAUGACAGCAAAAUUCCGUACUCAGGGAGCACUCAAAUUGAAUGCCACAUUGGACAAGCGAACAAAGAACCUCAGAGUCGACAUUGAGCCAUUCCAUGACCGAUUUGAGCUGGGAUUGGCAGGCCAUGAGGCACAUGUUGUAGCAAGAUACCCACACACUGAGAAGAAAGCUCCAGUUCUUCCAGAAGCACCUGAAAUUGACAUUUUGAAUGAAGAGUUCAAAUCCAGAAGAAGUGACACCCAACAAAAAAGUGAGUUCUACAAAUCCAGGCCUGAAGACAGAUGCUUUCGGUUUGCAGCAUAUCCAAUGAAGAUCUGUUUCGAGACCGUCAAGAAAACAAAAGAUGUUGUGUCCGUACGGAAGACAUGGCUGCACAUGUUAUGUGAAGCUCAUGAAAUGAGGACAAUGCUGAUAACAGAUGUUGCUGUGGACAAGAUCAGUUGUGAGUUCCAACAAGACCAUGAAAUACCACGGUCAAAAAGAGAAGUAAGACCUGAUGAAGACGAGAGUCCAUAUGAAGCAGAGAAGGCUGGAAGCAGAACUUUGAAGAAGAUUUACAAGGACGAAAAAGGACAAGAUCGUAAACCCUUCAGAAAACCAGAGAGUUCCAGCUCUUCCUCCACUGAUGAGACUUCCUCUAGCUCUUCUUCCUCUUCACAAAAAUUGCAAGAAAAAAGGAAAGGUGACAGCAUAGCAGCAGCAGCAGCGACAGUGACAGCAGUCGCAGUAGCAGCAGCAGCGACAGCAGCGAUAGCAGCAGCAGUGACAGCAGUAGCAAGUGACAGCAGCAGCAGUGACAGCAGUAGCAGUGACAGCAGUAGUAGCAGCAGCGGCAGCAGUGACAGCAGCAGCAGUGACAGCAGUAGCAGUGACAGCAGUAGUAGCAGCAGCGGCAGCAGUGACAGCAGCAGCAGUGACAGCAGUAGCAGUGACAGCAGUAGUAGCAGCAGCGGCAGCAGUGACAGCAGCAGCAGUGACAGCAGUAGCAGCAGCAGCGAUAGCAGCAGCAGCGACAGCAGCAGCAGUGAUGAUAGCAGCAGCAGUGAGAGUGAUCAGAUCAGUGAAAAGGGCGACAAAAAAGACAUCUACAUGUUUAGCUUCAGAUCAGUUAAACAGCAGAAACAGCAACCUAGUGGCAAACAGAGGCCAACAAGCAGCAGCAGCAGCUCUGACAACACAGUUGAAGAAUAUGACGACUCUUCCUCUGGUUCCAGUUCUAGCUCUAGCAGCGAAGAAGACAUCAAAGACUCUUCGCUGGAACUUGUCCUGCAUGCUCAUCUUCACUUCAUCUGCCAUGACAAGAAACAAUAUGGACUCGAUGUUGUGAUAUAUAAAGGCCUGGAGACAGUACAAAUGACUGUGAAAGACAUCAAUCGCCCAAAUAAGCCUAUUGCUGUCUUUAAAGCUGUCAUGCCCAACCCUCACAAAGUUGUGACCUCUCUGACAGGAAUAUGGGAUUCCAGGGACUACAGGUUUGCACUGGAAACUGAGACCGGCUGGUUUGCUGAUUAUCCAGCUCUUCGAUGGAAACUUGACUAUCCCAGGAUUCCUCCAUUCAUUGCUAAUCUGACUGAGCCGAUUGUUGCAAGGAUCCCUGGAGUAGCUUACAUGCUAGGCUUCUUACAUAAAGUUCAAAGAAACCCCGCUAACCGGAUUACAUUGGUCUUUGCUCUGACUGGCCCAAGAAGCUAUGCUGUAGUCUUGAAGCUCCCAACGGAAGGCACUGUCUAUGCUGAAGACUGUAUGCUUCCACUCCCAGUACCUUUUAGACCAACUGUCCACACCUCAGAAAUUUUGGAUGUUCCAUCGAGGGUCCUUGCUAGCCUGAAUGGUGUUUGUAAAGUAGAAGGUCAAACAAUCACAACCUUCAGUGGAGAAACUAUCAACAAAGGACUGGUUUCAGACUGUUUCCUGGAUUUGUUACAAGACUGUACCUGUCACAAGAAGAUUAUGGUGCUGAUGAAAUAUGAAUCUGCCAAUGACAACAACAUACUAGUCAAUAUCACUAUUGGCAACACGGAAAUUGUUUUCAAAUCUCGCAAUGGACAGCUCAUAACCAUAAUUAAUGGUACAGAGAGUAAACUGGAAAAACUUAGAGAUGGCAUUGAAGAUGACGGCAUACGGAUGGUUGUUAAUAGGCCAAGAGAGGGCGUGCUUGAUCUUUCGGUUCCCAGUCUUGGACUUCGUGAAUUGACCUACAAUGGACAUAAUGUCAUGAUUACAGUCACUCCUGAGAUGGGAUAUACCUGUGGUCUCUGUGAGUUGUAUGGUGGAGAGUCAGAGAAACUCCGAAGACCUGAUGGCUCCUCAGCUAUGGAUCUUGUGAGCUUUGCUCAGUCCUGGGUAGUCUCUGAUGCAGAGGAUGGAGUCUGCAGACUGCAACAAACAACAGUAGACCAAGAAGAGUCCUGAAUUUCUGAAGCAAACUCACUCGCUGACCUGACAAAUCUUGAUGAAAAAUCUGAAGACCGCAUAGACGCAAUUGGAUCCCACACUGCAUGUAUUUCCAAGGGAACAUGUUAGAAACCUGUAAUAUUGUUUCCUGUGCAGGCCGGUGUGUUAAUUCUAGGCAAAUGCACAGAUCCUAAAUUAAGUAUUUUAAAAGUAUUGUGCAACUUCAAAUCUGCCAUAUCCCUAUGGAAACAAAGCUAUGUGUGAAUUAAAUUGAUAAUUUUCUAAUAAACACUUGCAUUCAAAAAGAAAAAA